This is a messenger RNA of Penicillium longicatenatum, 987 nucleotides long. RefSeq lists its product as uncharacterized. NCBI's taxonomy places the organism in Eukaryota, Fungi, Ascomycota, Eurotiomycetes, Eurotiales, Aspergillaceae. The transcript has 5 exons. Bases 1 to 987 code for a protein of 328 amino acids. Gene Ontology annotation, cellular component: cytoplasm. The record is from RefSeq and is a predicted model, not a curated record.
AUGGUCAAGACACUCCCCUUCGGCGACCUCCAGGUCCCAAUUCCGGGCUUCGGCGCAAUGGGCCUGAGCUUUGGCUUGGGUACCAGUCUUAGCCUCGAGGAAGCCGAGCCGGUACUGCUGAAGGCAAUUGAGCUCGGAUGCACAUUCUGGGAUACUGCUGUGGUAUACCAAGCCGGUGUCAACGAGAAGCUCUUGGGAGACUUCAUCAGAAAGCACAACGUCCGCGACAAGGUUUUCAUUGCUUCAAAGUGUGGAUUCAACGUUAUGGGAGGAGAUGGUUCCGUUACCAACUCUGCGUCGCACAUCAAAGAGUACAUUGACGGUACCACUGAGCGUCUCGGAUUUGCGCCUGAUCUUUACUAUCUCCACCGAAUCGACCCGAACACACCUCUUACAGAGUCAAUCCCUGCCCUCGACGAGAUUCGCAAGGCUGGCAAGACAAAGUACAUCGGUCUCUCAGAAUGCUCCGCUGCCACCCUCCGCAAAGCAAACUCAAUUGCCAAGAUCGACGCUGUCCAAGCCGAGUACUCAGCCUUUGAGACACUCCACGAAACAGACGGUCUAAUCGACACAGCCAAAGAGCUUGGCAUCGCCUACGUUGCCUAUAGCCCCCUGGGCCAUGGCUGGCUGGUCGACGACUUCAAUUACAACACCCCCGACGACUUCGCCCCCGAUGAUUUCCGUCGCAAGGUCCCGAAAUUUCAGGGCGAGAACUUCUACAAGAAUAAGGCUAUUGUGGAGGAAAUAAAGAAGAUUGCGACUCGUAAAGGCUGCAGGAUUAGUCAGGUCGCUCUUGCUUGGGUUGCUUCCCAAGGACUCAUUCCUAUUGCCGGCACCACGAAGGCUGGUCGUUUAGAGGAGAACUGGGCUUCGAGGGAUGUUGAGUUGACUGAGGAAGAUAAGGUAGAGAUGCGGAGGAUCAUUGAUUCGGCUAAACCUCAUGGUAACAGGUAUGCUCCUGCACAGCAGGCUAUGGUUGGUCACUAG